UCGAGCGAAAAUCAAGGUUCAAAAUAUAGAAAUCGUAGUUCGAAAACUGCAUCAAAACACCAUCAAACUCUCUGUGAAGAAUCUGAAGAAAAAACAAACCAACAAUACUCAACUUUCAGAGAAAAUGGCAGCAAGAAACCAAACUAAAGACCUUAAAUGUGCCACACAUCUCCUGAAUGAUAAGUUCAAAAACAUGACUGAGGAGAAGAAGGCGAUUGUGAGGGAUCUUGGAUUCGGUGGGUUGAUGCACAUCCCACCACUGAGGGUGGAUCACCAACUCUUAAGGGAGCUGGCAAACAACUUCAAACUUGGGGAGAACAGACUGAAGACAGGAUAUGGUUCUUUCCAAAUAACCCCAAAAAAAAUAGGUGAUGCACUUGGCAUCAAUGCAACAGGAGAUCUAUUUCCUGAGAAAGUUGACUAUAAGAAACUUUCUGAUGAUGACAAAAUAAUUUAUAGAAGAUUCCAGGGUAAGACCCUCAAAAGUCUUACCGAUGAAAUGAUGGAAAUCGGCGUUGGCAACGAAGAGGAACGCCUGAUGUUCAAGAGGAUAUUCAUCCUCUACAUACAGAUGACGUUCCUUUUGCCAACGACGAUAAACAAAAUAUCGCCCGUGCACCUGGUCCCAAUUUUUAAGAUGGACGGCAUAGAGGAGAGAAACUGGGGGGGGGGCAUGUUUUCGGAAAGAAACUGGGGGGGCAUGUUUUGA
Molecule: messenger RNA, 709 nt
Organism: Arachis duranensis
Lineage: Eukaryota; Viridiplantae; Streptophyta; Magnoliopsida; Fabales; Fabaceae
Exons: 3
Coding region: 125-709 (194 amino acids)
Source: RefSeq, a predicted model, not a curated record